Molecule: messenger RNA, 3631 nt
Organism: Caenorhabditis angaria
Lineage: Eukaryota; Metazoa; Nematoda; Chromadorea; Rhabditida; Rhabditidae
Source: the annotation of a GenBank genome assembly
AUGGAUUCUCCAGAUGAAGAUGAAUUGUUCGAAAAAUAUGCUGAAGCUAAGCGAAAGACAAAAGUAAUGCGAAAGUUUUUGUCAUUCAAUGAGCGAAUUGAACAAAUGGGAGGUGAUAAUGGAAGAUUUUCGAGAAAGUUAGCCACAGAAACAUCAUUUGAGACAUAUUUCGAAGAUACACUGGAAACGUGGAGAGCUGAAGAUCAGGGGCCCGACCUAGGUUAGUCAUUUCGAAAAACUAAGUUGAAGAAUUAAAAUGAGUAACAAAUUUCAGAGUCGUUUGUUGUUUCAAUUCAAUCUAAUAGUAUCAAAACUUAUGCUCAACUUCUUCAUAAAGCCGAUAGCAUUUUCGAAUCUUUAUGCGAACAUAUUGUCAAACCAGAUUGUCAUUCGAUCCCUGCUUUCUGUGGAAUUUUAUCGGCAUUGGCUAGAGAUCUUCGUGAAAAAUUCAAUCAAUAUUGUUGGCGAUCUUUUGAGAUUUUGAUCAAUAUUCUAGAUAUCGGAGAGCGAAUUCCGGAAAAUGUUGAAGCUGCUUAUCUUUGUCUAACUGUUCUAGUAAAAGUACAAGCGACAACAUUAUCAAAACAACUCAAAAAGACAUUCGUUCAUUUUCUUCCACUUUUUGCAAGCAGUCGUGGAUUUGUUAGACGUUUUGCAGCAGAAUCAUAUGCAUAUUUAUUACGAAAAUCGAGUGAUUUACGAUCAGUAUCAUUGUACAUCGUCAAACAAGCAUAUAAGGUGAAGCUUUUUUUCUAUUUAAUAAUUUUCAUGAUAUAUUUUUAGACUCCCCACAAUUAUCUUUCUGAUGGUUGCGCUCUUUUGUUUUAUACAACAUAUAUUGGUAUUGCUGGUACAUUUCACAGCAACAGUUCUCAAUAUCUUCGAGAUAUUAUUUCUUCAUUUGUUUCUUUACCAAAUGAUGAUUUCAAGGAGUUUUGUCUCAAAAUACUCAUUCAAAUGAUUGGUUAUACAAUUGAAUAUGCAAAAAAGUCUACAUAUCCAAACAGAUUCUUUUAUCAUCAUGUUUUGACGGUAUGCUAACUUAUAAUCCAACUGAAAAUAUGGUUUUAUUUGUUUUCAGAAAAUGCUUGGUGAAUCGAAGAAUAUUUUGGAAGCCAGUUGUUUGAUGAGACUUCUUCAUCCUUGUAUUGUUACAUCAGAUGAUGAAUUUUUAAAUGAAGUAAAUCGUAAAAAAGAAGAAAAGAGACAAUUUGAACAAAAGGAAAAAGGGCAAAAAUGAGUUCAAAACCGCAGAAAAAGUUGUGUUUGAAUGUCCACAAGAAUUAAGAUCAGCAAUUCAAUAUGUGGUCAAAUUCGACGAUUUCAAAUUGGAUCAAUAUGUUGUUGGUUUUAUCAGUGAAACACUUCUCACAAUUUUCAAUGAUGAUAAAAAUCGGCUAUUUUCCAAGGAUAUUACUUUGAGCAUUGUUGAAAAAUCAAACGAUUAUGAGGCUAUUAUUGAUAUGCUUUUGAAAUUGAUUGAAUUGGAUUCAUUUGAUCUUUAUCUUAUGCCAUCAUUAGGGAAAAUUGCCGAUGAAAUUAUCAAGAAUGAUGCAAAUAAUAAUGGUAUUCUUCGAAAAAUCACAAGUUUUUAUGCAUAUCUUUGUUCUCAACGGCGACCAAUUAAAGAGACAAUUGAUAGAGGUAAAACAAAUGGAACUAUUCAAAUUAUAAAUAAAUUAAUUACAGAGUCUCGUUCAAACUUUUUCGAUCUUUCACAUCAUUCUUCAUAUCGUGAUUGGUUGGUUAAAAACUUGGAAUCAGAUUUGGAUGAUGAAUUUCUACUUGAUAUGCUUAUUUCUUGGCCAUGGCUUUUUUCUCAGUCGAAAAAUGUUGAUGGAACAGAAAAUGUGAUCAGAAUAAUUGAAAAAUACAUCAAAUCUGACAACAAGAAUAUAUUAAACAGUCAAGUUGUGUUAGCCGCCGUUUCUGGAAUUUAUAUGAUCAACAAGGAACUUUUGAAAACUAUUGAUAUGAUUUUUGUUGAGCAAUUCAUAAGGUAAAAAUGAUAGCUAAAUUCAAAAAUUAUAUGAAAUUUAUUCAGAAAACAUAAUUGCUGCGAAUCAUCUCUUCUUGCUUUCGAAUUGUUUGUCAAAGUUUUGGGAGUUUCGAAAAAUGUCGAAUAUAUGAAUAAAGUUUCUGAACUGGUUUAUCCUGCAUUUUUGAAUUCAAAUGGAAAUGUUCGAUUAACUGCACUCCAAAUUUUGCGAAACUUCAAGCUGAAAAUGAAAUCGAUCACUGAUGAAGACGGAAAUGUUUGUUUUUCAACUAUUUUAGUCAUAAACAUCAAUAAUUUUCUAGGUUCAGUGUCAAACAAAAUCCGCAUUUGAUGUUUUAUUUGAAGCUGAAAGUAGUGAACUUAUCAACUUCAGAGAACGUCUUUUACAUUUCCGAAAACUUCGUCACGGACAACAUAAAGAAUAUAUUCCAGAAGGAAGUUCGGAUAUUGUCGAAAAAAUUGUAUUGACUGAACUACUAUCACAAUUUUUUGUCAAUUUCACACCACUUUGGAAAGGUAUUCACGAACUUUUGAAAGAAUUUGCUCAAGAAAUGAAUAUUGAUAUGUUUUGGGGAAUUGUUGGACAAUGGAUUGAUAAUGUUAAUAAACGUGAGUUUUCUGUGAAAUUGUUAAAAGAAAUAAUAAAUGAUUUUAGAUAUCAAGGGAAGUUCUGAAAAGACUGGAUUAUCUGAAAAUGGGCGUAUUAUUGGUGUUGAUUUAUCAAAUCGAUCAGAUUUUGUGAAUGCGCGUAUUCAAAGUUAUAACUUUUUCGAAUCAAUUCCUGAAGUUGCUGAAAGACGAACCAGAAUUCUUAGUCCUUUAGUUUUAGAACUUUAUGAGUAAGUUACUUUUCAAGAAUUUUAAAAAUUAAUUUUCAAUUUUUCAGUGAUUUCAAUCGAUUAACUUCUUCAACAGCGAAAAUUGAAAAUCUCAUACAAGACGAGGAAGAAGAAGAAGAAAAUGAAAAUGAAGAAGAAACAAAUGAAGGAGAAGAAUCUGAAAAAAGAACUGAAAUCGCUCAUAUUUUAAAAGCUCUCAAUUCUCUUCUCAUUGUUUAUUCAAAAUUCAACGCAGCAAAAGCAACAUAUUUAGAACCAAAACUAUUGGAAAUGUAUGAAAAAUUGUUGUCAACAAAAUAUGAAGGACUUCAAAAAUCAGCAUUGGCUUGUAUCUGUUCGUAUAGAAGUUCAAUUUUGGCGCAAUAUCGAGAGAAUUUGGAUAAUUUGAUAGAUGAAGAUAAACUUCGUCAAACUUUGAUUUAUUUCAAAUUAUCGAAUGAUGAAGAUGAUGUACAAGUUAUUGAUGAACAUCGACCUGUUAUUGUUCCGAUUUUGUUGCGAAUUUUACAUGGAAAAUUGAUUGCAAAUCCAAAGAAAAAAGGUGCAAUUUCAAGACGAAAUGGUAUAAUUUAUGUUAUCGGUGGAUGUCGAAGUGAUGAAUUGACCUUCUUUUUCAAAUUGUAUUUUUCCCAAAUCUAUAGUAUUUUUGGUAAGUAAAAGUCGAUUUUUUUAAAAUAAAAUAAAAUAAUUAAUGUUUUUUACAGGUUCUUCAAGUUCUUUCGAUGAAAUUGAGAAAAUUUGCCAGAAAGAAGGUUUCUUUUCAAAUAUCAAUCUUCGAGUUUUUCUUGGGUAA